AUGACGAAGAAAUUCGAGUUCGACUGGAAAAUACCAGUGCCGGAGCCCCUUUUACAGGGCUGCACGUUCGAUAGGUGGACCGAGGAGAAAGACAACGUCGAAUUGGAGAAGAACGCCUUCUUCAAAGUCGACGAGUAUGGCUUUUUUAUUUACUGGAAAAGCGAGGGAAAGGAGGGAGACGUGAUAGAGUUGUGCCAAGUGAGCGAUGUGAGGGCGGGUGGGGUGCCCAAAGAACAAAAAAACAGCAGCUUUUUGGUCGGCAAACAUGGGCCUGAACUCGAGAAUAGAUCCCUUACAAUUUGCAGUGGCACUGACUACAUUAACAUCAACUACCAGCAUAUUGUGUGUCCCGAUGUUGAAACUGCUAAAGUUUGGCUUGAAGGCUUGAGGAAAAUAACGCACAAUGUAAAGGCGAAUAAUUUUUGCCCGAUGACAUGUUUGAAAAAACACUGGAUGAGAUUAAAUUUUUCCGUCGACCCGGUUGGUAAAAUACCAGUUAAAGUGAUCGCUAAAACUUUUGCGUCGGGCAGAACCGAAAAGUUGGUUUACCAAUUUUUAUCCGAGCUCGGUUUGCCGAGCCAAAAAAACGACUCGAUCGAACCGAGCGACUUCACGUUCGACAAGUUCUACGCUUUGUACCAUAAAAUCUGCCCCAGGAACGACAUUGAGGAACUCUUUAGAAGCAUUACUCAAGGCAAGGCGGAAUACAUGAACAUAAACCAGAUGAUUGAGUUUUUGAACGAGAAGCAGCGAGAUCCACGUUUGAACGAAAUUUUGUAUCCUUUGUACGACGAAAAAAGAGCGGCAGAAAUUAUAGAUACAUAUGAACAGGAUGAGGAAUCUCGAAAAGAAAGAAGACUUACCAAAGAUGGAUUUACAAGAUACUUGAUGUCGGACGAGAAUGCGCCCGUUUUUCUCGACCGUCUGGAAAUCUACAUGGAAAUGGACCAACCACUGUGCGCCUACUACAUAAACUCUAGUCAUAACACUUUUCUAUCCGGCCGACAGUUUGGCGGCAAGUCUUCCGUGGAAAUGUAUCGUCAAGUCCUGUUGGCCGGAUGCCGAUGCGUCGAAUUGGACUGCUGGGACGGUAAAGGGGAGGAUGAAGAACCUAUAAUAACCCACGGUAGAGCCAUGUGCACCGAUAUCGUUUUUAAGGAUGUUAUUUAUGCCAUAAGAGAUACAGCCUUUGUGACGUCGGAUUAUCCCGUCAUUUUAUCCUUUGAGAAUCAUUGCUGCAAAAGCCAGCAGUACAAGCUUGCCAAAUACUGUGAUGAAAUUUUCGGCGACCUUCUUUUGAAGGAGCCCCUGGAAGACUACCCCCUGGAACCGGGGGCACCCCUGCCGCCCCCCUGCCUGCUGAAACGCAAGAUCCUCAUCAAAAACAAACGCCUGAAACCUGUGAUGGAGAAACAGGAACUCGAGCUUUUCAGGCAGGGUCAGUUCGUCAUCGAGGACGAGGAGAAGGAGGACGCGAACGCUUCGGCCGACCGACCGAUGCCGCCCGACGUGUCGAUCGAGGCGCCGCCCGCGGAGGGCGGCGAAGGCGAGGUGCCGGUCAACUACACCUGCCUCACCAUCAACAUCCAUCCCUGGCUGAGUUCCAUGGUCAACUACGCGCAGCCGGUCAAGUUAUGCAGCUUCGAAACUGCGGACCAGAAAAACAUUCACCACAACAUGUCGAGUUUUUCUGAGCCUGCCGGGUUGGGUUUUCUGCGCACGUCCGCCAUCGAUUUCGUCAACUACAACAAGCGGCAGAUGUCGCGCAUCUACCCUAGCGGGGCGCGCGCAAACUCCUCCAAUUACAUGCCGCAAGUGUUUUGGAACGCGGGCUGCCAGAUGGUCUCUCUCAAUUUCCAGACGUCCGAUUUGCCGAUGCAACUCAACCAGGGAAAGUUCGAGUACAACGGCAACUGCGGCUACCUGCUGAAGCCGGACUUCAUGCGCAGGCACGACCGCACGUUCGACCCGUUCGCCGAGUGCCCGGUAGAUGGCGUCAUCGCGGCCCAGUGCUCGGUGCAGAUCAUCGCCGGUCAGUUUUUGUCGGACAAGAAGGUGGGCACGUACGUCGAGGUCGACAUGUACGGCCUGCCGACCGACACCAUCACGAAGGAGUUCAGGACGCGCCUGGUGCCGGCCAACGGCCUCAAUCCCGUCUACAACGAGGAGCCGUUCUUGUUCAGGAAGGUCGUGCUGCCGGAUUUGGCCGUGCUGUGGUUCGGCGUCUACGACGAAAGCAACAAACUCUUGGGGCAGCGCAUUCUACCUCUGGACGGUUUGCAAGCGGGUUACCGUCACAUUUCGCUAAGAACCGAAGCGAAUUUCCCCAUGUCGUUGCCGAUGUUGUUUUGCAACAUCGAACUGAAAAUCUACGUUCCUGACGGUUUCGAGGACUUCAUGGGCGCGCAGAAGAAACAAAACGAACAAAUGUUUUCCAUGGGUAUCGAGGUUACCGAUAAAAAGGGACAGGAGAACAAGGAGAAGAAGGAGGAGAGGAAAGUUGAACCCAUGGUUUUUGAACCAAUCACCAUUGAGUCGAUAAAACAAGACAAGGCUUUCCAAAAAACCACGAAAAAACAGCAAAAAGAGUACGACACUUUGCGCAAAAAACAAACCAAAGAGAAGUUGGCUGUCCAAAAAUCUCAGUGUUUGGCCAUUGAAAAAUUAAUUAAAGGAAAAAACAAAAACGACCUCGCGAACGAUCCAGCGGUGAAAAAAAUGGUGGGAGAACAAACUUUGGAGUGGAGCGAGUUGAUGGGGCGCCACAGAAAACAGGAGUGGGAAUUUUUGAGACAGCAACUGGAAGAUCAACGGGAUGUUUUGAGGAAACACAUGGAAAUCCUGCAGGCUUCUCAAGUCAAACAAUUGGAGGUGAAACACGACAAGGACAUGAAGGAUUUGAGAGUGCAGCAAGCCAAACAAUCCGUAGAAACGGCAAAAGAGGUUGCAAAUGACAAAACACUGAAAAAUAAAAAGGACAAGGACAGGAGAUUGAAGAAAAAAACUCAGAACAACACGAAAAAGUUCCUUGAAGAGUAUAAAACGGCCGCGAUUAAGCAGGCAAGGGAAAAGGAAAAGUUGAAAAUAACUCACGACAAACAGUUGGAGAUGUUAUCGCACGACAUUCAAAAAUUAAUUGACAUGUACAAAAACGGAGAGUUAGAGUAUGAAUUAAGCGGCAAAAAUGAAUUUUACGCUUGA
Molecule: messenger RNA, 3201 nt
Organism: Brassicogethes aeneus
Lineage: Eukaryota; Metazoa; Arthropoda; Insecta; Coleoptera; Nitidulidae
Source: the annotation of a GenBank genome assembly